This is a messenger RNA of Tarenaya hassleriana, 2678 nucleotides long. RefSeq names its product TSL-kinase interacting protein 1. The transcript has 7 exons. NCBI's taxonomy places the organism in Eukaryota, Viridiplantae, Streptophyta, Magnoliopsida, Brassicales, Cleomaceae. Gene Ontology annotation, biological process: pattern specification process. Gene Ontology annotation, cellular component: nucleus. The record is from RefSeq and is a predicted model, not a curated record. The coding region runs from base 889 to 2490 and encodes 533 amino acids. Gene Ontology annotation, molecular function: chromatin binding.
CUCGGAUUCAAAUCUUAGAUCGGCCUCAUUCGUUUGUUCUCAACAUAAUUUUUUGCCUAUUCUUUGCUGAUCUUGGAUUUCUCGUCUGGGAUCUGAACGUUUGGAGUCUGAUUUCAGAUGGAUUGAUCUAAUUUCGAUUCUGAUAGAUAUACUGUUCUUGGUGUUUGCUUCUGUCGAAUUGAACUCUUGAAUGUUUCUCAUCGAUUUACUUGUUUCUGAGCUUCGUUUGGAUAAGUAAGUCGAGAUUUAAAAGGCGAUUGGGUUUUUAGGGUUUCGAACGGAAUAGUUAUCAGGUUUUGUGAGAUUCUGCAGAAUUUUACGCAUUGGAAAUGAUUGAAUUCGAUUUUUUAAUCCAACAAUCAAACUGCACGAGUGACAGACAUGAAAAACAGCUUGAAUUCAAAUAACAUUUGGUUUUGGAGAACCGAAGUAUCCACAUCCUCCGAGGUUUUUGUUUAUAUCUGUGUUUCUUUUAGUUUUAGGGUCACUAUAGACCUUUGUUGUCUCUCAAGAAAUACCUGCUUGGCCAUCCGUUUGGAUUUGGCCUUCACGUUCCAAUUGGCUGUUGAACUAAACAGUUUCAGACCGAGGAUUCAAUGUAUACGUGGUCAGAGUUGGGUUAUGUAAGCCUGUGCAGACAGUUUUCUUGAAGCUUUUCAGAGUGGUGGUUAUUUACUUGGAGAGUUGGUUUAUUUGGUCUGCUAAUUAUUCAGCUCUGUGAAGUAGAUUUCUCAAAGUAGUUCGACUCUUGUGCUGUUGAGUUUCUGUGUAUGUGUGUCUGUUUUACUAUUGGCUUUGGAGACUUUGGUUUGAACUGCAUUUGUUAUUAACAAAUGUUAUGUAUAUUCUGGAGCUAGUUUGGUUUGGAGUUCCAAACUCUUCCUCAGAAUGGCUAGAAAAAGGACGGAAAAAGCAGCUGACUAUUCAGAGGAAACUAAAAUGGGAGGACGAUGCACCAGAGCCAAGAAAUAUAUGAAGAGCACCAAUGAGAAAAAACCUCAUGAAAUUGGAAGACAUAACAGUGGUUUGGGUGGAAGAAAGGAGAAAUCCUUAUCUCAAGCUCUAUCUCCUACAGGUCAGAGAUUGAUGCAACUCAAGAACCCUGCUCAAGAAGUUCCUACCGUUGAGCUCCCUUCUGGAAAAAAACUUCAACCUUCAGGAAAAUUAAAGUUGCAGCUGUUUCCUUUUGAUGAUCAUACCCGUGAGGGAUUGGAAAAGGAUGGCUUUCACCCAUACUUGGAACUCACACUGAGCUCACGAAAGAAGAUCUCUUCUGUACUUAAACACCUUCAUAGUAAGUGGGGCAGUUCACAGAUUGCUCAGGGUGAACCCAGGUUGUAUCCAUAUGAUAAACUGGUGAGUUUUGCUGGUUAUAAAUGGACAACAAACAGCAGCAGUUUCACUGCAGGAGAUGUAUAUGCAGCCAUUGGAGCUCCCACUGCUUUCCGCUUGAGGUAUGGGUGGACCUCCGAAACAGAGGAUAAAACGUCGGAAUCUCCAUCCCUUCCAAUUUCCCGCACAACUGAUUUUCUGUGUGAAGGCAAGCAAAAAGAAUCUAGUGACCAAGCAGAGGGCGCCAACGAGCAGAUUGGUGAAGGUGAUAACUUGUCCAGGCCAUCCACUGAAGAUAAAGCUACCAACCCGACUGUCUCUGAGAGAAUACUUCCUGAUGGGCAAGUCCAAUCAAAGGACAAGGACGGUACAAAUGAUUACUAUGGCCCAACAUCGUUUCCAUGGGACGAUCUUACAAAUCUUAGCAUUGGAGGCCUGCUUUCAGAAGCGUCAUUGAGGGCUACUAACUGCAGCACUACUGGUAAAACUUCAAACGGGGAAACCACAACUCUGUGGGUUGAUAAUCUUACAAACAUAAGCAUUGGAGGUCUACUUUCCGAGGCAUCCUUACACGGCAGACUAACAAGUAACCGUGAGCAAGAACCAAACCGUAGUAAUGAUGGUCUGCUGGACAAUAACCGGCUGAAAGUAAGUGUCGGAGGCCUGGGCAGGUCUAGUGACUGUGACAAAGCAUGGAGCAGGAGUGACGCUGGCAAAUUCUCUGUGAGUAGAACGGAUAAGACUAGAGGCGGCACGUGUGAAGCAGCACCUUGUGAGCUGAGAUCGUCUAUUCUGGAUGCGGAGGACACAUGCCAUGCGUUUUCAUUUGGAAACAACUUACCUUCUCAGUGGAAAGGUGCAACUACAACCUCCACGACCACUGGUCCAGAGGGUGCUCGUCCGGUCUCGAUCCUCGACAAGGGUAGGGGACAAGAUGAGGGUGUGAUGAAACAGAAAGCUCGAUCAGAGUCUGGAAAACAGCUGCUCUCUUCAUCACUACUGUUUGAUCAAGAAAGAAGCCUCGGGCUUUCUGGAAUCAAGUGGGGUGAUUCAUUGGGACCGUUUGACAUGGGACUUUCUUCGUCCCUGAAGAUUACAGCAGGUGGGGACAGCAUAGGCUUCGCCGCCAUAGUAAAUAGCAUGCAGAAGAAGGCAUGAUCCCAACUGAUCCCAAAGAGCCUCUGAUAUAUCCGACAGAAAUAACAUAACAAGAAAAAAGACGAUCAUCACAUGACAUGUACAAAAACUUGCAAGUCGGAGGGUUUCAUUUUCACAAGGCAUCCUUCGGUUCGAUUUGGGAUGAGACAAUGUACAAAAACACAACUGUAAAGGAAGGUUAGUGAGAG